This is a messenger RNA of Rotaria sp. Silwood2, 462 nucleotides long. The record is from the annotation of a GenBank genome assembly. NCBI's taxonomy places the organism in Eukaryota, Metazoa, Rotifera, Eurotatoria, Philodinida, Philodinidae.
AUGUCCGUAGUAGUAGAAACCAAUGGUAUACAUGAAGAAGAAAUCGGAAUUCUUGAUCAGUCGCCAAAUAUUCAAGAGAAUGAACAUGCUAUAAUCUGUAUGUCGGAUGCCGAUGUCACUCAACCUCUUAUUUCGUCACAAAUUGAACGACGAGAUUCUCGAUGUUUGGGUCGUAAUGACGUACUGUCCGAGGAGGAUGUCUCAAGCUUUGAUUCUACUGGCAUGUUUUAUUUUACACCAUCGCGGCAAAUUGAAGAUGCUGUUAUUGAUGUUAAUCUACUUCGAGACUAUCGUGCCUUAUUUCGUGGAAAGCGCACUACAUAUGACCGAACAACAGUUCCCAAACAUCCUCUUCGCUUUAAAGAUCGCCAUACAGACGAAGCAGAUCUGCAAUUUUUUUUAACUACUCCAUUUGCAUCAGGUACCAAUAAACAAUCACUUUAUUUUCCCCUUAUUACAUAA